This is a messenger RNA of Globicephala melas (long-finned pilot whale), 1444 nucleotides long. The record is from RefSeq and is a predicted model, not a curated record. NCBI's taxonomy places the organism in Eukaryota, Metazoa, Chordata, Mammalia, Artiodactyla, Delphinidae.
UGUUCGCAAGGACUUGGGAUCUGGGAUGAAGGAGGAGCUUGUUCCUCGGCCUGGGGCAGGGGGGAGGGAGAUGACCCAAGAAGAAAAGCUGCAGCUUCGGAAGGAGAAGAAACUGCAGAAGAAGAAAUGGAAGGAGGAAAAGGGGGAAGAACCAGAAACUGGCUCUGCUGUAUCUGCAGUCCAAUGUCAAGGCCCGACCAAAGACCUGCCUGGACUGGACAGUCAGUUGGGCAGUGCCAAGGAGAAAGUUCCAGCAGGUGGGAGUAAGGCUGAACUUCGAGCUGAAAGGCGGGCCAAGCAGGAGGCUGAGCGGGCCCUGAAGCAGGCAAGAAAAGGGGACCAAGGAGGGCCACCUCCUCAGGCCUGCCCCAGCACAGCUGGAGAAACCCCCUCAGGAGUGAAGGGUCUACCCGAGCAGAGUCAGGUUGAUGACUCCACGCUUCUGAGGAAGCUUGUUAAAAAACCAGAACGACAGCAGGUUCCUACACGAAAGGAUUAUGGACCCAAAGUCAGUCUCUUCUCCCACCUACCCCAGUACAGCAGACAGAACUCUCUGAGCCAGUUUAUGAGCAUCCCAUCCUCUGUGACCCCCCCAGCCAUGGUGCGACUCGGCCUGCAGUACUCCCAGGGCCUGGUCAGUGGCUCCCAUGCCCAGUGCAGCCUGCUUCGUGCCUUGCAGCAGGUGAUUCAGGACUACCCCCCACCUCCCAGUGAAGAACUGUCAAGGGACCUAGUGAAUAAACUAAAGCCCUACUUCAGCUUCCUGACUCAGUGCCGUCCCCUGUCAGCGAGCACGUACAACGCCAUCAAGUUCCUUAACAAGGAGAUCACGGGUGUGAGCGGCUCCAAGCGGGAAGAGGAGGCCGAGUCAGAACUUCGAGCAGCCAUCAGACCAUAUGUGCAAGAGAAGAUUGUGCUUGCAGCUCAGGCAAUCUCACGCUUUGCUUAUGAGAAGACCAGCCGGCCACAGCUGGAGGGAAAGCACACGCUACGUUCUCUGGUCUGUGCUGGGGUCCCUGCCUCCUACCUGCUGAUUCCUGCAGCUUCCUUUGUGCUCCCAGAGGUUUCUAAGGUGCUGUUGGGAGCUCAUGCACUCCUGGCCAACAGGUCUGUGAUGUCACGGGUAGGGACAGCACAGCUGGCCCUGGUGGCACGGGCCCAUAAUGUGCCAGUGCUGGUCUGCUGUGAAACAUACAAGUUUUGCGAGCGUGUGCAGACUGAUGCCUUUGUCUCUAAUGAGCUAGAUGACCUUGACGAUCUGCUGUGUGAGCGAGGAGAACGUGUGGUCCUGGCUGACUGGCAGAACCACUCGUCCCUAUGGUUGUCGAAUCUGGUCUAUGAUAUGACCCCCCCAGAACUGGUGGAUCUGGUGAUCACGGAGCUGGGCAUGAUCCCUUGCAGUUCUGUACCUGUUGUGCUGCGAGUCAAGAGUAGUGACCAGUGA